AUGGCUGGCCUCAGCUGCGGACACCUUUUUAAUACAGGUUAUGCUACAAAACGAUGCAGGGCACGUUAUAUACGCCACCUAAAGGAUCGUCGCGAGAGGCUCAAGCAGCUCGCUUUGACAAACUUGACCUUCUUCGAAUCAACUAGUCUAGGGCUUCACAGCUCAAUCGUACUUGACUCACGCGCGUCAGAAGUUGUGAGGAUUCUACGAGAUCGUGGUGUCAAAAUUCCGCAAGCCCUAGCCAUCGGUUCACGCUCGCUGCCAAUCUUCCUGGACCACAGGUUCUCCCUCCAGACUGCUGAAUUUCUGUUCAACCUCGGGUUCCGUGACAUAGACCCGUUUACAAAUUUUACUGAAGGCCUAACGCAAAUUUGGUCGAGAUGGUGGGCAGUUUCUCCGGAACAAGUAGAAUCGCUUCACUGGCUGUCUAAACAUGGCCUUGAUCUGUCUCGGCCGUUAUUUCCUUCAUCGCGAUCUCCGCAAACUCAGUUACGCCGUGGUGUGUGCGUUGCCCACAUUGCAUUUUACGACAUCGGCUUAAAAGAGUUUUUUUUCGAUUUCGAAGUGGGCGAAUUCAAAUCUAUCCCAUUACGAUGGCUUGCCAGCCUUCUUGACAGCGUCUUGCCUGUUGGGCUCGCUGACAAUUGCCGAUGCCGAUGCUGUCCCGGUGGCUGCACUCCUCUCAUUUACUUGUUCAAGGGAAUCGAAAAUCCUCACUGGCCCAGUUACGCAAGUAAACACAAGUACUCCAGCUUUUUGUAUCACAUUUCUGUGACUGAGAUGGCGACAUGUUGGAGAGUCGAGGACCAUAUAGCGGCCAUGCGUUACAUGACUUUUGACGCUUUCGAAAUCAGGCAUACAUGCUGCAACCCAAUACUUCUGCCCCAAGAAGGCCAUUGCACAGAUGAUCUUGACUCUAUAGAAGAAGAUGACGCCUCGCUCAACGUUUUUGAAAAUCUCAUCCUAGAAUUCGAAGAAGAGUUACAAAAACGAGCUGCAAGCACCUCAAGCGAGCCUACGGUCUUUGUAGACUUUUGGGAGACCUUGUGGCCAGCACGAAUUGCGGAAGAAAAUGAGAAACUCGCCGGCAGUAAUAUUUCAGACUCUGAGAGAAGGAACGCCGAGGAACUUGGUGUUAUCUGGGACGACCCGGUCAAGCUGGGCUGUGAACCAACACCUGCGCCAGAUAAAAACCCAUACGAAACUCAUCAGAUAGAACACUGGUACUAUGAGCUGGAAAAGAUCAGUCCUGCAUAA
Molecule: messenger RNA, 1257 nt
Organism: Pochonia chlamydosporia 170
Lineage: Eukaryota; Fungi; Ascomycota; Sordariomycetes; Hypocreales; Clavicipitaceae
Exons: 1
Coding region: 1-1257 (418 amino acids)
Source: RefSeq, a predicted model, not a curated record